Messenger RNA from Salvia miltiorrhiza (redroot sage), 1191 nucleotides. RefSeq names its product adenylyl-sulfate kinase 3-like. Gene Ontology annotation, molecular function: adenylylsulfate kinase activity; ATP binding. Bases 83 to 787 code for a protein of 234 amino acids. The transcript is spliced from 8 exons. Lineage: Eukaryota; Viridiplantae; Streptophyta; Magnoliopsida; Lamiales; Lamiaceae. The record is from RefSeq and is a predicted model, not a curated record. Gene Ontology annotation, biological process: sulfate assimilation.
UCAAGGUUUCCUGCAUCUUUACUAUCGAUUAUGUUCAUCCUGCUUCUAAGCUUUCUGCAUCUCUCAAUCAUGUUGGGGAAGAAUGAAUGCGGCUUCUCUCUCUCGAUGUUUGCCCUACUUGGAUAAAGGAGUAUUUUUUCUAAUGUCUACUGUGGGAAACUCAACUAAUAUUUUCUGGCACGAAUGCCCUGUCGGGAAGGCUGACAGGCAAAAAAUGCUUAAUCAACAGGGAUGCAUUGUAUGGAUUACCGGUUUGAGUGGAUCAGGUAAAAGCACCCUAGCAUGCUCACUGGGUAGAACAUUGCACUCUCGGGGGAAACUUUCAUAUGUUCUUGAUGGGGAUAACCUUAGGCAUGGUCUAAACAAAAAUCUAGGUUUUUCACCAGAGGACCGGACUGAAAAUAUACGCAGGGUUGGGGAAGUUGCGAAGCUCUUUGCUGAUGCUGGGUUAAUCUGCAUUGCUAGCUUGAUAUCUCCUUAUUGUAAAGACCGUGAUGCUUGUCGUGCAUUAUUGCCUGAACAAUUUAUCGAGGUUUUUCUAAACAUGCCUUUAGAAUUGUGUGAAGGAAGGGAUCCCAAAGGUCUUUACAAACUUGCACGAGCUGGGAAGAUCAAAGGGUUUACAGGAAUAGAUGAUCCGUAUGAACCACCUUUGAAUUGUGAGAUUGAGAUAACCCAAAAGGAUGGAAUGUGCCCGACUCCGAGUGAGAUGGCUGGGCAGGUGGUCUCAUACUUGGAAGACAAAGGAUAUCUUGAAGCUCCAGUGAGCAUGAAAAUUGUUGAAUGACACGCUGAUUGAUGUUUAGGUAACAGAAGGCUGCAGUUGAGAUAUGCUGAAUCCUUAUUUACUUUUCAUUGUUGAAAAAACUAGAAGGGAUCAUUGCCCAGACCAGCCAUGGAAAAGAGCAGCAGUGAUCAAUGGUUUCGACGACGGCUACUUUCACUAUUGAUUCUUGACAGAUCUGUUGGGAUUGGGAUUUCUGUAGCCUAACCUCUUUCACUUCCUCUUUUAUCUUUUUGUUUCGUAUUGAGCCUUUGCUUUCAUCUAUGGCGUCUAAUGCUUGUAUUAACUUCAAUUUUUUUGAGGAACACGGAGAUUUUUUUUUUGCUAGUAAUUCUGUGUUUUAGCAUUUUAGACCAGAGUGUCAACAGUUGUUUCAUCUCUCCUAAUAAGAAUGAUCUCUUUUAGUA